Messenger RNA from Caenorhabditis elegans, 1011 nucleotides. RefSeq names its product Serpentine Receptor, class T (gene srt-73). The record is from RefSeq and is marked reviewed. The transcript is spliced from 8 exons. The coding region runs from base 1 to 990 and encodes 329 amino acids. Lineage: Eukaryota; Metazoa; Nematoda; Chromadorea; Rhabditida; Rhabditidae.
AUGAAUAAGACAUCAACGACAAGUCCUAAUGAAUUGUCAUUGGAAUUUGUUGGUGUCGGUGUUGUUGAUUUCCCAGUAUAUUCUAAUGAAGACUAUUGGCAGCGAGAAGUUCCAUAUGCAAUUUUCAUUCUAAUUUUUUGUACUUUCUUUAUAAUUCUUCAAUUUUUGGUAAUGCGUGUUAUGAUAACUGACAAGGAUUUAAAAAAGUUAUCUGCAUUUCAGAUAAUGUUUAUGAUAUCUUUCUUUGACACAAUUCAAUUAUUUAUACAUCUAACUGCAGUAUUCUACAUUUUAAAUUCUAAACCUCACUUUGAUUUUCCCGAUUAUUUAAUCGGAGCUGUGAUGAAUGCAUCAUGGGUCUCAAUGCUCAUUCUCAGCAUAUUUUUAAAUAUUAAUCGGCUCAUUUCAAUUGUUUUUCAUUUUCAAUCCAACAAAAUAUUUAAUUCUUUCAAUAUGAAAAUAUAUUUCACUAUAGUUCUAAUUGUAUGGUGUAUAGUUUGUUUUUUAAAUGCUUUUGGAUUCAGUAGAAUGGUUUAUUUAUUACCUGCUUACACGUGGCACUAUGCCGCUUCAAAUCCAUUAUCAGCUGUAUUAAGGUCUGUAAGUGCUGAUAUAUCUUUAAUAGAUGUCGUAUUCUCAUUAUUUGCUCAUUUGGUUAUCUUCAGUUAUAUUUAUUUUAAAGCAGCAUUAUUGUCAAAGAAAGAAUUAAUAUUGACAAUUCAAGUAUUAUGUGUUUCUAUAUUUCAUGUUAUUGGGUAUUUGACAUGGGAAUAUCUACCAAUUCCAUGGGAAUUACCAAUUGGAGUGUUCAUUGGACAUGUUGUAUGGAUGAUUUGGAAUUCAAUCAAUUCAAUGCUUUAUGUAUUAAUUAAUCCUCGUAUUCGUAACCUGGUAUUAGCAUCAAUUGGAAAACAAACAGAAGUCAGUGGACGUACAAUGUUUGUUGCUUCGCACGUAUCAACAGUUCGACAAUCCGGAGCUAAAAUGUAGUCAGGUCUUCAAAUAAAAUAU